CGAUUCUGCAUUUUAUCUCUUUUUAAAAUUUAGAUAAUGCAUUAUUAUUGCAUUAGUAUGAGCAUUUAGCUUUCGACUAUUUGUGAAGAGCUGCUUGGUUAAAUAAAUUACUUUAUUAAAUAAGUACUUUUUCUCAACACUUUUUGAAUAUAGUCUUUAAAAAACGAACAAAAGUCAUCUAUAUUGAUGCCAGAAAGAUUGCUUACAUCUUUUUCCGAAAGUAGUAGUAAUACUAAUCCAGUUAACAAGAUAUUCACUAACAACUCAAGUUACGCUCGCGGUACGAGUAUUAGCUCUUUAAACAACUCAUCAAAUGUAAGUAGUUUUAAAAAUAGUUAUUCACAUUCGAGCAAUACUGCGGAACAUGCUUUAUUAAAUCGUCUAUCAACUAAGAGUAUUGUUCCAAAAAUCAACUAUGAAUUUUGCAAAAAAGUCAGAGUGUCAAUGGCACUACUUGGUAUACUAUUACUCGUUGCUGCAAUUUUUAUGCUGAGUUUUUAUUUGCCAAAGCAGUAUGAAAAUGUUACUAAAAAAGAUGAAACUAAUAAAAAGGAUUUCGAAUGGGAUAAAAAUAUCUACUUUAAAGAUAUGGUCUUAAAUUUAGCUAAUAACUUUUCAAAAAAAGAAUAUGAUAAUCAACAUAAUUUUGCAUUGAAUGUUUUUUUUGGAGAAUUAUUAUCAGAUGCUGCAAAGCAAAACUCUACACUAAUAAAAAAAGAAAGAUUUAUCGAAAUGACCUUUUAUGACGAUGAACUAAUAACAUUUACCAUAACCAAGCAAAACUUUAGUGAACAAUGUUAUGAAAUCCAUUGGAAAGCUAAAUAUCAUACAAAACUUCAAGAUUGCUUUGAUAUCAAAAAUUCACAUUGGUUUGGUUUAGGUGAGUUAUUUUCACAAAAAUGGCCUUUAAAUAAAGUAACUUUUCCAAUGACUCCAUUUUUAACAUCUGAUUUUCUAGACAAAUACCAGCCAAAAUUAUUUGGAGGUGUUUUAGAGCCUCUAAUAGUGAAUUCUGUGGGUGGCGGAAUAUAUGUUGCUGAUUAUGUUCCAUUACAUGUUAGUAUGAAUGAUAAUACUUUGUCUAGGUUUUGUAUUAAAGCUGACUAUAACAACUAUCAUAUGGCAUACACUGAUAGCUUAAGUAAUGAGCUUAAUUACACAAUUUGCACUGCUGAUAACAUUAAGAAAGUGCAUAAAUUACUUUUUGAUCAAUUUAUUAAUAAACCAGAUGGUGUUCCUGAUAGAGAAAUGUUUACUAAACCAAUUUGGUCAACAUGGGUUCGAUAUCAAAAAAAUAUUAAUGGUGUUAAGUUGAAGGAAUUUGUUAAUGAAAUUAAAGCGCAUAACUUUGAAGGGAGUCAAAUAGAAAUAGAUGACCAAUAUUCCAGUGCAUAUGGUGAUUAUGACUUUGAUAAUAAAAAAUUUCCAGAUAUCAACAAAAUUAUUGAACAAAUCAAAGAAGCUGGAUUCCGUAUUACAGUUUGGGUUUAUCCUUUUUCAAAUAUUGGAUCAAAAAGUUUGAAUCAUUACAAAGAUUUUGUUGUUGUUGGAGAGAAACGAAUACCAGGACUGACAGAAUGGUGGGAUGGAAUUGGUGCAAUAAUAGAUACAACAAGUGAAAGUGCCAGUCAAAACUUCAUUAACAGAUUGCUUGAUUUCAAAAAGCUAGGGAUUGAUGGUUUCAAAUUUGAUGCAGGUGAAGUGAACUACUUGCCAUACAUGUAUAAACUAAACACACCACAAGUUAAUCCAAAUUACUUUAGCUAUAACUAUGUAAAGAUAGCAUCCGCUAUACCAGGAAACCUCUCAGAAGUUAGAGUGGGUUAUAAAUCACAAAGGUUUUCAGUUUUUGUGAGAAUUCUUGACCGUUCAACUAUAUGGGAAGUUCAUAAUGGUUUAAGAUCAGUUUUAACAGCUGUUCUUACUUUAGGCAUUCUUGGUUAUCCAUUUAUUUUACCAGAUAUGGUAGGUGGUAAUACUUGUAAUUACAAACCAGAUUGUAAUUAUAAAUACAAACUAAAUCGUGAGUUAUAUGUUCGUUGGACACAACUAAGUAUUUUUUUACCAGCUAUUCAAUUUUCUGUAACCCCAUGGGAUUAUGAUAAAGAUGUUGUUACAUUAGUUCAAAGUGCUUUAAUGAUUAGAAAGAAUUUAUCAGACGAAAUUUACAAAGCUGCUUGUGAAGCUAAAUCAACAGGUAAUCCUAUCAUUCGUCCACUAUGGUGGUACUGGCCAUAUGAUAAAGAAGCAAUUAUCACAGACUCUCAAUUUAUGCUUGGAGAAAAUUUUCUGAUUACACCAGUUCUUGAUCAAAACGUUGUCUUGCAUCAGGUUUAUUUACCAGUCGGUAUUUGGGAAAAGCAAUGGGGUGAAAGAACAAUAUUUAAUAUUACUAAGGGCAGUUUCCACAACUUCAUUGUGACAUUGUCUGAUAUAUGUUAUUUUAAACUUGUAAAAACAUAGCGUUUUAUAAAAAUGUGGCCUAGUCUUACAUUUUAUUAAAGGAUGUUUAAAAGGUUUUUUAAUCUUUACAUUUGCUAAAUUUUUGCUAAUUUUUUAUUUGUUAAUGUAUAAAUUUGUAGUCAUCUUUAUUACAUAUAAGUUUUAAUUUUUCUAUGAAUUUUUUAUGAAUAUAUCAAUUUACCUUAACUUUUUAA
Hydra vulgaris (swiftwater hydra) is the source of this 2657-nucleotide messenger RNA. Its product is annotated as myogenesis-regulating glycosidase. The record is from RefSeq and is a predicted model, not a curated record. Gene Ontology annotation, biological process: carbohydrate metabolic process. Gene Ontology annotation, molecular function: hydrolase activity, hydrolyzing O-glycosyl compounds. Lineage: Eukaryota; Metazoa; Cnidaria; Hydrozoa; Anthoathecata; Hydridae.